This is a messenger RNA of Owenia fusiformis, 4451 nucleotides long. The record is from the annotation of a GenBank genome assembly. NCBI's taxonomy places the organism in Eukaryota, Metazoa, Annelida, Polychaeta, Sabellida, Oweniidae.
AAACUAUAACUACUGUAAACCUACUCAUGCAUUGCUUCUAUUUUUUCGAAUGCAUCCUUUAACAUUUUGUCUUAUACCCUUGAUCUUGUAAAUACUUAUUUUUGGACUAAAACUGUCAUUUGUUUCAAUCAAAUGCCAAAUUAGAUAACAGACCACGCUGAAUACUUGGAACUGGUAUAUACAGUAUUUCGGAUAACUAUAGCAAAUUAUGAUAAUAUAAUGAGACUAUGCCAAUAUAUUAACAACCACUCUAGGUAUCCAAGAACCAGAGAUAAAAAAAUUAUAGGCACACUACUAGUGUAUGCGAUGUCAGUUUAGAUAUGGUCGCUUAAUUAUUCGCGAAUUGGAUUAACAGGAAAUAAUUCAUUUUUAAUAUAGAUUCGAGAAUGACAAAUUUCUGGUUUUGCGUUAUUCUUUCAUUUACUUUUAAACAAGUUAGUUUGCAAACUGACGAAAACCACGAUCCUUUAAGAGUAGGUGAUGCCAAAAAGAACAAGUCUAGUCCGUAUAUCACUCUAGGAGUACUUCUACCAAAUGACACCAAAUACGAUUUCGCAGCAUGGGCGACUAACUACGCAGCCGUACAAUGGGCGGUCGAUGAUGCAAUGGAUAAAAAAAUGUCCGAUAAGCUUAAUCUGACAAAAGUGUCAGACUACAACAUCACGAUCAAGUAUGUCGAUACAGAGUGCAAUUCUAAGGUUGCCCUUGGUCGAGCCGUUUAUUUGAGAAAUGUUGAAAAGGUUGAUGCAUUUAUAGGUCCCGCCUGCUCUUCCGUUACGGACGGAAUAACGAGUCUAGCCGCAUACUGGAAUUUCCCUGUGUUUUCACACGCAGCAAGUCGACCCGACUUGUCCAAGAACCCGACCCUUGUGCGUGUGAUGCCUUCAUAUACUCGACUAGGCGAGGCUUACCGUUUGAUACUUAAUCGUUAUGCAUGGACAAACGUUCAGUUACUUUACACAACGUAUAUUGAUAAGAGCAUCGGUAUCGAAACUGAUCGGAGUGAGGAUCAAAAGUAUCGAUUCCAGACAUUUGCCCGAGAUGUGGUGAAAGAUACAUUGGGUGAAAUGCAGGCUAAAAAUAACUUUUCAUUUGACGAAGAACAACUGCCUAAUGAUGAUUAUAGCACCACUCAGAUUAAACUGAUCUUGGAAAAAUUCAGAAAAAGGGGAAGAAUCGUUAUUUUGCUGUUGGAUGAGGAUCAAAUGUUGGAUGUAUUGAGGACAUCAGCAGAAGUUGGGUUUGAUAAGAAGCAGUUUGUUUUCCUUGUGACGUAUGAGCUCAUACCAACGCAGGGUAAAGUUGGGACGCCAUGGUUACGUGGUAAGGGCAGAGCUGGUGAUGAGUCAUUGUUUGACAACGUGUUUCAGGUAACGGCUGCAAGUAUGUCCGAUGAUAUAGCUUGGAAGGAUGAAUUAACAGCUAAGGAAUUCAGAGUAGAAUUGACUAAAAGAAUGAGAGAGCAGUACAAUUACGGCAAUGACAAAGUGACUGAAGGGUCCAUAUAUUCAGUAUUCUUGUAUGACACUGUACUCGCAUACCUAACUGCCGUGAACAGAGUGAUUAAGAAUGAUAAGAAUGAUCCAAAUGUGAACCCAUUCAGCGGAGAUACAUUACUCAGUGAGGUUCGAAAAAAAGACUUUAGAUUUAGUGGUCGAUCGGGAGAAGUGUCUUUCGAUACAAGUAAUGGAGACAGAUUUCCAAACUUCACGAUAUUACACAAAGGCAGAGAUAAAUUUGAACCAUUUGCAUAUAUGUACCUGUCCAACGACCAGAACAAACAGUUGACGUUCGAUCAGAUAGUGUCACCAAAUUUCUAUACGUCUGAUAAAAGUCCUCCCCCGGCAAUACCAAAGUGUGGUUACAGUGGUACACUGUGCCCAAGAGAACUACAAGACGGCGAGAUAGCUGGCAUUAUAUCAUCCAUAGCAAUUAUCCUAACUAUUGGUGUUAUUGGAGGCAUCAUUUUCCUUCAAAGGAAGCGUAAGGCAGAAGCUGAACUAUUACAGAGCAUAUGGAAAAUCCCAUAUCAGCAGAUUACUCCAGCGAACCUUACAAAGAAAAGACCUGAAGGAAAGAGUCAUAGUACAAUAGGAUCUAAGGUCUCAAUGAACACGAAUGAGCACAGUGAACAGGGUGCGCACGCAUCCCCAUCUAAAGUUUUGGCUGCGGCAGGGGGUGCUGGAACUGCAGGUGCUGCAAUAAUAGAUCAGAACAUUAAAGUAGGCAUAUACAAGGGGUACACUGUGUAUCUAAAGCCACUGAACCUUUCUGUAUUGAUGUCUUUGACCAAGGAGGACCAUCAGGAAAUGAAGGAUAUGAAGGAUUUGAAUCAUGAGAACAUCAACAAGUUUUUUGGACUGACCGUGACCAAUGUGAACGCUGCUAUUGUGUCAUUCCACUGUCCUAAAAACAGUUUAGAGGAUAUCAUCAACAAUUCUGACAUCAAACUGGACUUCAUGUUCAAGCAUUCAAUGUUGUGUGACCUGGUAGAGGGUAUGAAGUAUCUACACAGUUCCCCACUGGGGUCACAUGGCAGUCUUAAGAGCAGCAAUUGUUUGGUAGACGGACGUUGGCAGUUGAAGAUUGGAGACUAUGGUCUUAGUAGAGUACAUCUUCAGGCAAGAAUUGAUGCUGGGGAAGAUUCGGAUUACUAUGCCAAGUUAUGGACAGCUCCGGAAUUGUUAAGAAUGACCAAUCCCCCACCAAGUGGAACACAAAAAGGGGACGUUUACAGCUUUGCAAUCAUCUUGCAUGAACUGAUGCUGCGUGAGGCACCUUACACACAAUGUGACUCCUCCCCAAAGGAAAUUGUGAAAAGAGUCGCCCGAGCAGAGAAUCCGCCAUUCCGUCCAAUGGUGACCCCGGAAACAAAUUUGGAUGAAAUCAUCAAAGAUCUUAUGUACGAUUCAUGGCAAGAGAACCCUGAAUUCAGACCUACUGUAAAUGAACUAAAGAAACAAGUCAUGAAAAUGAACAACGGAAAGCGAGUAAACAUCGUGGACAGAAUGUUGGUGAAAAUGGAAGCUUAUGCAAACAAUCUCGAGGAAAUCGUUGAACAAAGAACGUCACAACUUAUGGAGGAAAAGAAAAAGACAGACAAGCUGUUGUACAAAAUGCUCCCUGCGGUGAUUGCAGACGAAUUGAAACAGGGGAAGACAGUGGAGCCUGAAAUGGUGGACAGCUGUACAGUGUUCUUCAGUGACAUAGUUGGAUUCACAACUCUAUCAUCCAAAAGUACACCGUUUCAGAUUGUGAAAUUCUUAAAUGAUCUUUACACAAUGUUCGAUGAAAUUAUAGAGAUGUAUGAUGUUUACAAGGUUGAAACUAUUGGAGAUGCAUAUAUGGUGGUAAGUGGGAUUCCAGUAAGGAAUGGUGACCGCCACAUUGUUGAGAUUGCCAACAUGUCUCUACAUCUCUUAAGCUCUAUCAUGAAAUUCAAGAUUUCCCAUGUUCCUGGAAAAGAACUAAAGGCGAGGAUAGGCAUUAACUCUGGGCCUUGUGCAGCAGGUGUAGUUGGCCAUACAAUGCCCAGAUAUUGUCUGUUCGGAGAUACAGUGAACAUGGCGUCUAGGAUGGAAUCUACAGGAUUACCUAGUAAGAUACAACUAAGUCCAACUGCUCACAAGGCACUAAAGAUGCACAUAGGAUACAGCACAUCUGAGAGGGGGUCUGUUGAAGUAAAGGGUAAGGGAAAGGUUGUAACUUACUGGCUAGAAGGACACAGAGACUUUCACCGCCCUCUCCCAGUAUUUACAGAAGAAGAGGAGGAGUCGCACAAUAUCACCGACAUCAAAGAUAUGAUGAAAACCUUAAAUAGAGAUACAACUUACAACAUCCAGGAGUACAGCAAAGAAAAUUCAGAUAUGGAAAAGGGAUCAAAUAUAUCCAUGUCUGUAUGUUGACGAGAGGAAUACAUUUCCCGCUGUAGGGGAUAAAUGGACCUUUAAGUACCCAAUCCCUCAUUCGAUCUUCAUUUGUUAUAUAUUCUGGGGUGAUAUAUUUGGAUUUUUUGUUUAUAAGGUAAACAACUUAAAUGACAAUGUAUCUUUAGUUGUACAUUGAUGUUAUCAUAAGAUUUCCUUAGUGAUGCUUUUUCUUUGAAUUUUUCUUUCAUUUCGACUCGUCUUUUCCUAUUUUGACACCUCAUCAUUCUUCAGUGUAAUUAACCUGUUUUAAGAGCAUUCGUUCCAAUCAUGGUCAAUAAUUAAGGACUGCAUACAAAGGGGCGGGGUGGAUACCAGGAUAGAGUGUUAAAAUUAUCUUGCACCAACGGGAAGAGUACUAGUAUAGUAUCUCUCAGAAAGUGUUUGCUGUUGUGUGUAUUUACUUUAAAACAACAGCUGUUUAGCGUUUUGCUCACAAUUCACAUUUAACUUAUGUAGUAAAAUAAUUAUAGUAAAUAUGCCUAUGCGAGAAUAUCAAUUAAAGUGAUAUUGGACACUUAUUUU